GAGUUAUCUCACUUCCUUAAAGUACUCUUUGGCUCCUCCUGUCUGCCUCUUUCGCUGAGGUCUCUACCAACAGCAGUCUUAACAUUCUGCUUUAGUUUUAGUCAUCUUCUGUCAAUCAAAUUUAAUUGUAUGGGUUUUUAAUGGCUCUGGUCUUAGUUUCUUGUGUAAGCUCGGUACAAAAAAAGCGCCUUUCGGGGUUGGGGGUUGCCAAGCGUUAGUAAACGUAAGGCUAGCUUAUGCUAACGUCGCUAGCAUGUGCUAAAGAAAGUCGGUGAAAUAAAGUAGGGUUGACAGUUUAAUAUACCGAUUUUCCUCUACUGGACUACUUUUGAUUAGGUGGUGUUUUUUUUAGCCAUUUAAGUGUCGUUUGGUUGCGCUACAUCCCGUGCCUACCUCCUCGGUGUGUGCGCUAAACGCUGACGAUAGCAUUAGCACCCCUGCUGUUGUCUUCCCUGAUUCAUUUCAAAUAGCCAGCCUGUAUCACCUCUGCCAAAAUGAUGGACUUUGACAACAUAUUGGACAUUGCCACGCAAAAUCGGGCUCCCAGCAACUCACAGAAGCGAUACAGUUUACAAGCUGCACCACCCAAAAAGGACCCGAGGUCAAAAGGUGUAAAUCCAUCAGCUGUGCAGGCGCUUCUGAAGAAACAAACCUGUGAGAGCAAGAAGAAAGAAAUCCAAAUGAAGAAAAAGAAGGAGGAACUACUAGCAAAGAGAGUGGAGUUGAAGUCGGACCGUAAAGCACGAGCCAUGGCUUCCAGAACUAAGGACAAUUUCCGAGGCUACAAUGGCAUCCCAGUGGUGGAGCUUCCUAAGAAGAGAAGGUCAAAACUAGAGAUGCAGGAAGAGCGGGCCUUAAAUGGGGAAGGUUUUAGGAAUAACUCGAUUGACCCAGAAGAUGAUGAAGACAAUUACGAGUAUGAACAGACCGAUUCAGAAUCGGAGCAGGAGCCAGAGCUCCGGAGACCUGGGAAGACCACAGGUUUUAGUGGAAAUAGUGGCGGUAGUAGUAAUAGCAGCGUCAGGCCCUCCUCUAAAAAGCCCAGUGGGCCACCCAAGCCCGCUCCACCUCCCAUGAACUUUGCACAGUUACUCAAAUUGGCAGAGAAGAAGCAGUUUGAGCCUGUUGAGGUAAAAACCAAGGUGGUAAAGAAAGAAGAAAGGCUCCGAACAGCUGAUGAGAUAAGGGAACUGGAGCUGGAGCGCAAGGUUAAGAGGCCAAUCAAAGAUUUCAAGGCAGAUAAGGAAAGAGACGGCAAAUCUCAGACGACUUUUAGUUCAAUGAGAAAAAACACUUCUGAGCAGAAGAGCUUGAAACCACAAAAGACCUCCAUCGAAAAGCAAAGUCUUCCCAGUGGGUCAGGAAAGAAGUUGAAUCCAACACGGACUAGUGAUAAAGGCCAGUCUUCUUCUAGGCCCUCUGUUGGCGACAGAGAGAGAGAAAGACCCAGGAUGCCUCACACCGAUCGAGACAGGCCCAAGACGAACUCGUCUAGUUCAUCUGGUGCUGUAAACGGUAAAGGUACUUCAAGAGCCACGUCUUCUCAGGUUUCAGCCAAACAAGGGGGACUCAAGCCCUCAUCUAGCCACAAAUCCAGCACCCCAAGUGACCUUAACCUCAAAAAAGAAAGCUCAUCAAGAGCCCCAGGUAUUCCUGGUAGCCGGGCUCCCGGUACACCUGUCAGCGGCCAAAGAUCUCAACCUGGGAGCUCCAAACAGAUCAGGCCCAGUCAGGGUAGCUCAUUGAAGCCGGGCCCUACGGUUGGAGGCCACAAGCCUGGAAAAGGAGAACCUCUCAGGCCUGGAAUGAACUCCUCUGUAAAGUCUAGCGGGAAUUCGGGCAUGAGACCUUCAUCGGGCGCCCCCCCCAGGGCAGCGAACCAACCCCAGUCGAGGCCUGAAGGCACGCCCCAGGCGAGGGCCGGUGGUGUUCCACAGGCGAGGCCGGGUGGGCGCGGCCUACAGGGUCCCCCUAGAGGGGGCGCAUCCCGACCUCCGGGGAGUGGCCGUGGCCGUGGAGGACCAGCACCCGGGCGGCCGACUGGCAGCGUCGCAACGGGACCCGGAAGCUCCAAGUGCACCGUGGUGUCCGAGACCAUUUCGUCCAAGAAUUUCGGCGGACCCCGACCGGGCGUCCCCCGACCAGGCGUCCCCCCUCGGCCGGGCAUGCCGCAGAACCCGGGAAUGCUGCAGAGACCGGGAAUGGCGCCGAGACCAGGAAUGCCACAGAGACCUAUGAUGAACAGACCACCGGGUACGAUGUUACCACCCAUCACCUCUGCAUACAAGAGGAAAUACGACGACGACGACGAAGACGAGUUUGACUCUGAAAUGGACGAUUUCAUUGACGAUGGAGAUGAACCGCAGGACGACAUUUCCAGGCACAUUAAAGAAAUAUUUGGCUACGAUCGGAAAAAGUACAAGGAUGAGAGUGACUAUGCACUUAAAUUCAUGGAGAGCAGUUGGAGAGAUAUGCAAAAAGAGGAGGCCAGGAGCCUGAGAAUGGCUGUGCAGGAGGAUCUGGAGGAGGAGAAAAGAGAGCUGGAGGACCUCAACAUGCUAAAGGCCAAGAGGAAAAAAAAGAACUGAAGGCUGUUUUUCUUUGAUGAGGAAUAAAAAAGAAAAUGAAAAAAAACUAUAUACUGUUUGUCCUGAAAGAUGGGACCGCCGAUCUGCGUUGAAGCUCAGUGACUGUGGCCACCUCGACUGCCGUUGCUUUCUCUCUGCUUCUCUCAAUAUGAUUGGACCCAAACACGUGGCCACGUCUCCACAGGAAAAGAAAAUGUUUUUCAAAGACAACCUGAAAAUGUCAAAUGCAAAAUACGUGUAAAUCAUUCAGGCAUUAGUCUGCAACAAAAACAAUCUUACAUUUCUCUGUUGUACUAUUUAUUUCCCCCACUCUGCAGUGAUCUCAAUUUCUGAAAGGACCUGAGAACGUUAAAAAUUGAAGUGUUUUUUUCUUUUUCUUUUUUUUUAAACUAACAA
Pungitius pungitius (ninespine stickleback) is the source of this 2984-nucleotide messenger RNA. It is a transcript of the gene spty2d1, whose product is annotated as SPT2 chromatin protein domain containing 1. The record is from RefSeq and is a predicted model, not a curated record. Gene Ontology annotation, biological process: nucleosome assembly; transcription by RNA polymerase I. Gene Ontology annotation, molecular function: DNA binding; histone binding. Bases 495 to 2588 code for a protein of 697 amino acids. Gene Ontology annotation, cellular component: nucleolus. NCBI's taxonomy places the organism in Eukaryota, Metazoa, Chordata, Actinopteri, Perciformes, Gasterosteidae. The transcript has 6 exons.